Molecule: messenger RNA, 775 nt
Organism: Asparagus officinalis (garden asparagus)
Lineage: Eukaryota; Viridiplantae; Streptophyta; Magnoliopsida; Asparagales; Asparagaceae
Product: endonuclease V-like
Exons: 5
Coding region: 1-501 (166 amino acids)
Biological process (GO): DNA repair
Cellular component (GO): cytoplasm; nucleolus
Molecular function (GO): RNA endonuclease activity producing 5'-phosphomonoesters, hydrolytic mechanism; single-stranded RNA binding
Source: RefSeq, a predicted model, not a curated record
AUGUAUAUGCUUGAUACCAAACACCAAAUUGGUGCUUGGUUCCAAUAUGGAUGGUUCUCAUCUACUCAUUCAAAGUCUAUACCAGAGCAUAACCUUUACUCUCGUGGAAGAGGUAGUGGCAGACUGUUUUUUUUUUUUUUUGCAGGUUUUGGUUUAGCUUGUCAUUUGGGGGUGUUGGCUGAUCUUCCAACGAUUGGAAUUGGAAAAAGUUUGCAUCAUGUGGAUGACCUUUCUCAAUCUGGAGUCCGACAACAUCUAGAAGAAGGGGAAAUUUGUGGAAAAGAUCUGGUUCCAUUAAUUGGGAAGUCAGGGCAAGUAUGGGGAAUGGCACUGCGCUCAACUUCUAGUUCAUCAAAACCUAUCUAUAUAUCAAUUGGACAUCGCAUAUCUCUUGAUUCAUCUGUCAAGGUUGUCAGAUCAUGCUGCAAGUUCCGUUUGCCUGAGCCCAUACGGCUGGCUGAUAUAAGAUCAAGAGUGUUUCUGCAGAAGAUGCAAGACUGAAAACGUUCAUGAUCAAAGAGUGAUAAUAUCCUGUUGGUAUCAUUCAACUCUUGUUGGUCACCAAGUACUUAACAAGGAUGGAGAAAAAUAUAGCUUAUGCUCUUUACGUCUGGGCCACACUCCCUGACAUGUAUCUUGAUUUAGAUCUGGUUAAUGGGAAAAUGAUUUUCAUCAGCCUGAUUUUGAGCUGGUUCAACUAAGAUAUCCGACAUUUUUCCGGAUAUGCUUUUUGUAUAUUUUGAUGAGACGGUACGACUUGGUCCGAUUUCUCGGA